AUGGAAAGUCCUGUCGAAAGACCUCUUACCCAUGGAUUUCUAAGUUUGGAUCCUGACUCCCCCGAUUAUGCUUUAAGAUCACACACACUGCCAGCAAAUGCCACUAGCAUACGACAAUUGGUCAUAAAUAAACAGAACGGGCGUGUGAUUGCGGCAAAAAGUCAACUGGUGGGCCGUAUGGAAGACGCUUUGAUACGCUGGCGUCCACCCGUUUCAUGUCACGCAGGGUCUACUGCUGCAGUCAAAGGUAAGCACCCGUACCAAUUGGAAAUGGAGGAAAAUACACCAGCACAUACUUCGCUAGAAUCAAUACGUCAGUGCAUCGAAACUUUGGGAAAUGCGGUCAUCAAACCUAAGAAAAAAAGCGAUACACACCGUCACGCGGAAGAAAGUAGUCUUUUACAUUCAGUCCAUUUGGGAGACUCCACUGACCCAUUUCAUUCCUUAUCUUCGGCAAGCGGAAUGCUUCAGGAAAUUCGACAAAGUUUGCAAAGCACUGACACGCACGGAAUUACUCCGCAAGCUAUAGAAUGCGAGCAAGAGCCGGAAACCUGUACUUUCGAACCUAUCACAUACAGCUUUCCAAUUCCGGCCUACUAUUUACCGCAAGAAACUACACACCCGGUGGGAGAAUCGACCAGAGACAACGUGAAUGUAGAUUCUAACGACGGCCAAGCGGGAACCCGUUGGAAUAAUUUUUGGGAUCAAGUGUGUCGCGAAUUCAAAAUCCUGUGUGCAUGUGUAUAA
Molecule: messenger RNA, 747 nt
Organism: Lachancea lanzarotensis
Lineage: Eukaryota; Fungi; Ascomycota; Saccharomycetes; Saccharomycetales; Saccharomycetaceae
Product: LALA0S05e07756g1_1
Exons: 1
Coding region: 1-747 (248 amino acids)
Source: RefSeq, a predicted model, not a curated record